Molecule: messenger RNA, 801 nt
Organism: Parathielavia appendiculata
Lineage: Eukaryota; Fungi; Ascomycota; Sordariomycetes; Sordariales; Chaetomiaceae
Exons: 1
Coding region: 177-662 (161 amino acids)
Source: RefSeq, a predicted model, not a curated record
AAGGCAUAUAUGCCUACAUUCACUGGGUGCCUUGGUUGCCACUUGCAACCCGGCUGACUGCAUCUGGCCCUCGGGGUCAGCAAAGCAUACGGUGACUUCAUUCUGGGUAUCCAUCUAACUCGCAGACCUCAACUUUCGUAUGGUCGUAGUGUGUCACGGCAGGAAACACUCUUAACAUGUUGUGUGGCGGCACACUUGACACAACACAGGCAGACCGAAGACAGUUGCGGUUUGCGGCGCCACCAAUACACGACAUCCCUCCACUAUUCGUCACACUUGUGCUGCUCCAACACUGGACCUGCUUGGAAGACUGGCUUGAUGCGGCUUUGUAUUGUAUAAAGACAGGCAGCAAGCCGGAAACGACAAGCCACAACCCCUUGAAAAAGACAAUGAUGCAUGAAUGUAAUUUCCAUAUGCCACUCCAAAUGCAUAUUCACCGGAUCUACCUCUGCAUAGCACGACUCGCCAACGAGGUAUCGGCCGGUCCAAAGGACGAGAAGGCUUUCAAACCAUACGGACUCCGUAGCCCCAAAGAAUUCGCGCCUCACACCCCACGACACCACAGUAAUAAAAGCAAGAAACCUCAAGAACCACAACAGGAAAGUCACUGCCUCGAUUUAGGCCAGCUGAGCCGUGAUUUGACCUCUUCACUCCAACCUUAACCACACCAUGAGCCGCCCUCGACACUGUCGAAAGGCAACCGAGCGUUAAAAAACAACCGUAGCAUCAGUUCGCCUGAAAAGAAAUGCAACGCACGCAUGAAUUAACCGAUUAGUCGACUGACUACCUCCCACCUGGGAA